This is a messenger RNA of Alternaria atra, 1071 nucleotides long. RefSeq lists its product as uncharacterized. The record is from RefSeq and is a predicted model, not a curated record. The transcript has a single exon. Gene Ontology annotation, molecular function: oxidoreductase activity. Bases 1 to 1071 code for a protein of 356 amino acids. NCBI's taxonomy places the organism in Eukaryota, Fungi, Ascomycota, Dothideomycetes, Pleosporales, Pleosporaceae.
AUGGCGCUCCGAGCUCGACCCCAAAUCUUCGACAUACUCAUCAUCGGCUCAGGUCCAGCAGGGCUGAAUGCUGCGCUCACUUGUGCAAGAACACGCAGCACAGCUAUCGUUUUCGACAACCAAAAGUACCGCAAUGAAGGCGUUACGCACAUGCAUACUGUAGCGUCUCGCGACCACUUCAACCCUAGAGAGUUCGGUCGCAUAGCUCGCGAACAGAUCGAAUCCCGGUACGACACCAUCUGGUUUCAACCUGCUAUGAUUACCCACGCAUCCAUUAAACAGCUAUCGGUACCUGAUGAGAAGGAGUUGUACGAUGGCUUCGAAGUCACAGAUAGCGAAGGCCAUUCGUACGAGGGAAAGAAGAUAAUUUUAGCUACUGGUUCGGAAGAACUUCUUCCUGAUCUUCCAGGUUACAAGGAGAACUGGCCAGCACACAUAUACCAAUGUCUAGCCUGCGAUGGCUACGAGCAACGCGGAAGUGCAGUUGGCAUCCUAGGUUUUGAAAAUCCCAUGUACACACACUUCGUACAAAUGGCUAUCCCUUUCGAACCCACCUCCAUCACCAUAUUCAGCAAUGGACCCACCAAGCAAGAAGCGCCAGUACAAGACGCUUUGAAGCUCGCAAAAGCCUUUGGUGCGACGCUCGACGAGAGAAAGAUCGUACGCCUGGUGAAUAAUGGCCCAAGUCACAAAGAUGGCGUAACGAUUCACUUCGAAACAGGUGAACCAGCUACUCUUGGUUUCAUUGUCCACAAGCCUGCUACGGCCAACCGCGCGCAACAUCUCAUCGAUCAGCUCGGUAUCGAGACAAUAGAACCGGCGAUGGGCGGACACAUCAAGAUUGCAAACACUAUGUUCAAUGAGACGAGUGCCAGGGGCGUGUUUGCGGCUGGUGAUACUAUGGUCAUGAUGAAACAGGUUGCGAUUGCUAUGGCUGAAGGACUCAAAGCAGCCGCAGGUGCGGGAAUGCAGAUUGCGCAAGAGAAAGCUAAGAUUCUUUCCAAGACUUUUGAGGAGAGAGAUGGCAAAAUUGAGGGAGACAAGGGCAAGGCAGAGGUGACAUCAUACUAG